Drosophila serrata is the source of this 231-nucleotide messenger RNA. Its product is annotated as drosomycin pseudogene. NCBI's taxonomy places the organism in Eukaryota, Metazoa, Arthropoda, Insecta, Diptera, Drosophilidae. The record is from RefSeq and is a predicted model, not a curated record.
AUGAGUAUCAGUAAAAAUGGUGCAGUUAAGUUCCUGUGUCUUUUCCUUGCCAUCAUGACGAUUGCGGUUCUGGACUCCAACGUGGCUGAGGCAAGAGACUGCCUUUCUAGAACGUUUUCUGGACCCUGUUGGGCUUGGAGCGGUGAACAGUGCCGACGCCUUUGCAAGGAAGAAGGACGUGUCAGUGGACAUUGCAGUUCCAGUAUGAAAUGUUGGUGUGAAGGAUGCUGA